AUGUCUACUGCUGCUACUGCCGCUACCGCAAUUCCCGAUAUCAAAUGGGAUAAGGCCCGAAUCCAGCUUCUCCUCAGCGAGAGCGAGGUAGAAGAGAAUCGGAAGGUUCUGUAUGGGAAGCAACACGGAGAGAACUCCUCGGCCGGCAGUAAGGCUGCUGUUGGCAAACGAAUGGCGAUGAAGGUUGCCCCGGAGGUGUACGCGCAAAAUGCCACGGUCGCGGGGAAGCGUGUCCUGGGUAAAUGGAACUCGCUGAAUGGGAUAUACAAGUCGCAGGCCGCCUUGUUACAUCAGACAGGCGGUGGUCUUCAUGACGGGCAGGUCCUAGCCCUUCCUCUCAUUACAGGUGAUGCACCCGACGACGAGACCACGCCGGAGGGCCGAAAUCUCUGGGAUAACAUCGUCUCGAACUACUUCUGGUUCCCGACGUUCUGGCGCUUGAAGCACGAACGCCCAAACACCAUCCCGCCUGCCGUUCACACCGGUAUAGGCCCGCAAGGCGCCUACACCACGUAUUAUCAAGUUGGGCCUCCCGGGCCGUCUUCGGCACAGCCGCGUGACCCGAAUAUCGACCCAGAGCUCUACAAUCACCAAGGUGUAACAGCCCCGCAACCAGCUCCCACACCUUCCUCGCAGCCAGCUCCUGCUGCAGCACCUGCUGCAGCACCUGCUCCCAACCCUCCUGCAGCUGCCUAG
This is a messenger RNA of Peniophora sp. CBMAI 1063, 696 nucleotides long. NCBI's taxonomy places the organism in Eukaryota, Fungi, Basidiomycota, Agaricomycetes, Russulales, Peniophoraceae. The record is from the annotation of a GenBank genome assembly.